Molecule: messenger RNA, 1622 nt
Organism: Labrus bergylta (ballan wrasse)
Lineage: Eukaryota; Metazoa; Chordata; Actinopteri; Labriformes; Labridae
Gene: hsf2bp
Product: heat shock transcription factor 2 binding protein
Cellular component (GO): cytosol
Source: RefSeq, a predicted model, not a curated record
CUUACCUGUCCAUAGUGUGCAGCCCAGUGCAAAGGGGUCCAUCCGUAGCUGGAGUCCUCAGCAGUCAGAUGAACCUGGUUCGAGAGCUGCUGCGAGAGUGACACCAGAACUCCAACAUCUCCAUCCCGGCAGGCUCGGUGGACGGGAAACCUGUUCCCAAACACCUCAUCAUUACAGGUGGAGAAGUCCGGUUCCGGUCCCGCCGACAUUAGUGAACUCAUGACAGCAGGAGCGUGUUUCUCCCGGUGUCUCCAGGUUGCAGAGAGUCGCCUGAAAAAGAAAUAAAAGAAGCAGAAAGCUACGCAGUUGACACAACUACCACAAGAUGGCGUCAUCUUUAGGUGGGAAAUCACUGGUUCUUGGUCUCCAAGGAGCUCAGGACAGUUUUGUGCGAGUGAGGAAAAGCGAUUUGGACAAGUUGACCACGGAAGUGAUGCAGCUCAGAGAGUUCCUGCCCCGAGUGCUGAACAGAGACCUGAUGGAGAUGCUGCACAAAGCUCGAGCAGCUCACACAGUGAAGGAGCAGUUUACUCAAGAACAGGAGCAGCUGAGACAGGAGUGUCUUCACCUGCAGUCCCGACUCGAUGCAGUGCAGACAGAGUGUCAGAAAGAGAGAGAGGAGAAGCUAUUGUUGCGGGAGCAGCUGUGGCAGAGUGGAGCAGAGCUGCAGCAGCAGGCCGACUUCUGCUCCAGUCUGGGAUCUGCAUCCUGCAGUCUGCUGUGGAGCUGCUCCUCCAGCGAGCAGACGGUCACACACUGGCUCGCUGACGGGAAGCUGCAGUCCUUCCUGCUGGUCGCUGCUCAGACUCUGGAGAGCUUCGUCAGGUCUCUGGACGAGGAGGUGAAAGCUGAGGACCACAACUCCCAGGAGCACCAGUUCGUUCUGGCUGUAGCUGGAACCAUCACCAAUAUCGCAGCAGUACCUUGUGGGCGGGACUUUCUGUCCAGCUCGGCUCACGUGCUGUUGGACACUCUGAUGAAACUUCUGGAGCUGAUGAAAUCGGGAGUCUUCCCCAAACUCAAAGUGUUGAUGCUGAUGGCUCUGUAUAACGUCAGCAUCAGUAUUAAAGGACUGAAGUACAUCAGUGAGAACCCUGGACUGCUGCCUCUUAUCUGGACCCUGCUGGACGAUGGAGACUGGGAGGUGUGUCUGCACUCGCUGCGUCUCCUGCAGUCUGUGUUGUUGGAGGAGGAGGUGCUGCUCCUGCUGGGCUCGUCUCUGCUGGAUCCUGAACUCCAGGCUCGGGUCAGCGGGCUCACCUCCAGCAAGCAGUCCAGCCUGAGAGUGACUGCCCAGCAGACUCUGGAGGACCUGCAGGCCCUCACACAGGGUCGGAGAUCUAAACAGAGCAGCCUCUGAUGUGGAUUAUGUGUCUUCAGUAGUUCACUUCUGUUCAUGACUUCAGUAUUUGUGCUGUUUUUUGCACGCCAUGUGUUGAACAGGGACAUAAAGGAGAUGCCCGCGUUUUCAUCGACAGUUUAACCUGUACAUUUUCUCUUUUUGUUUACUUGCACUGUUCAAAGAAUUGUUCUAAAAAUUGUUCCUUAAUUGCACACUUAAUGUUUAUAUGAUAUCACCCGUGAAUACGAGACAUAUUAAAGUUCAUGUUUUCACACUUUCA